UCAUUCAGUCUUGCAGCUCAUGCACUUGCAGCCACAAAUCUACCCAACUCCUAUCGAGAAGCGCAAAAUACAGGUGAAUGGGAAUGUUGGAGAAAAAGCAUGGAUGAAGAACUUGCAAAAAUGUCAAAGUACAAAGUCUGGGAAGUUGUGGACUUGGAUCCAAAAAUGCGCAUUUUAAAGGGAAGAUGGGUGUAUACCCGCAAGAUAGACGGAGAAACUGGACUCCCAUCGACUUAUAAAGCUCGCUUUGUCGCAAAAGGGUACAAUCAAGUGGAAGGAUUGGAUUACAAUGAACUCUUUGCUGCUGUUGCGCACAAAGAUUCAAUUCAGGUGUUUCUAGCAAUCGUCAACCACUUUGAUCUUGAAUGUGACCAAGUUGAUAUCAAAGCAGCAUUCCUGAAUGGGGAAUUAGAAGAAACAAUCUACAUGCAACCACCAGAAGGAUCCAACAUCCCAGCAAACAAAGUACUUUGGUUGCGCAAGUCGCUUUAUGGUUUGAAACAAUCACCAAGAUGUUUCAACAAAGCACUUGACAAGUGGUUACAAUCCCAAGGACUACUUCCAACAAAAGCGGAUCCUUGUUUCUAUUCAAAGCGUGAAGGAGAUAAUAUUCUCAUGCUCUCGGUACAUGUUGAUGAUCAACUCAUCGCAUGUAACAAUCGAACUAUGUUGGACAACUUCAAAGCGGCACUUAAUUCAGAAUUUGAGUGUUCAGACUCUGGUCCAGUUGGAUACUUUCUUGGUUUCAACAUUCAUCGUGAUAGAACAAAUCACAAACUGUUUAUGUCACAAGAACAUUACUUUGAAUCACUUCUUGAAAGAUUUGACCUGAAAGAUUGCAAUCCUGCAAAAACUCCUCUACCUUCUGGAUUUCGUCCAAUCCCUGCAACUGAUCAAGAACAUGAAGAAGCAAAACACUACCCGUAUGCGCAAGCAGUGGGGGCUAUUCUUUAUGCUUCUACGAUAACUCGACCAGACCUUGCAUUUCCUGCAAGUCUUUUAUCUAGAUUCCUCAGUAAAUGGAAUGACUCACACUGGAAAGCCGUUAAACACCUACUUCGUUACAUCCGUGGUACAUCCGACCUCUGUCUUACCUUUAACAAAGAGAACAGCAGUAGAAUUGCUCUAGGUUAUGCGGAUGCGGAUUGGGGAGGAGAUUUGGACACCAGAAGAUCUACAACUGGCUAUGUCUUCAAAGUCUAUGGUGGAGUCGUUGCUUGGAAAAGUAGAAGACAACCUACAGUUGCUCUAUCAACAACAGAAGCUGAAUACAUGGCAUCUUCAGAUGCUACAAGACAAGCGGUGUGGUUGAGACAACUUCUGGAUGAUUUGGGACUUGGACUUGGUGAAGAACCUCUGAAACUUCUAAACGAUAAUGCGGAAACUAUUGCUCUGGCCAAGAAUCCAGUUCAUCAUAACAAGACAAAACAUAUUGACUUGCGACAUCAUUACAUCCGUGAGAAAGUUGAGGACAAUACAGUAUCUCUUGGACAUGUUCCCUCAGCUGAGAACAUUGCAGACCUGUUGACAAAGGCCUUACCCUCUGACACAUUUGAUAGGUUGAGGGAGUUAUUAGGGGUAUGUGGCAGAUCCGCUUGA
Messenger RNA from Tremella mesenterica DSM 1558, 1599 nucleotides. RefSeq lists its product as uncharacterized. NCBI's taxonomy places the organism in Eukaryota, Fungi, Basidiomycota, Tremellomycetes, Tremellales, Tremellaceae. The record is from RefSeq and is a predicted model, not a curated record. The transcript has a single exon. The annotation marks the transcript as partial.